Molecule: messenger RNA, 979 nt
Organism: Photinus pyralis (common eastern firefly)
Lineage: Eukaryota; Metazoa; Arthropoda; Insecta; Coleoptera; Lampyridae
Product: keratin, type I cytoskeletal 10-like
Exons: 2
Coding region: 65-979 (304 amino acids)
Source: RefSeq, a predicted model, not a curated record
GAAUGGGUAUAAAGAAGCAAUCGUCGCUUCCAAAAUCAACAGAUACGUCAAAUAACCACAAGCUAUGAGGUACUCAUUUACAGGGAUUCUGCUUAGCCUCGUGUCCGUCGCUUGGGCGAGGCCGGACGUUUCGCAUCUUUCGUAUGAACCGUCUGGAAGUUACUUACCGGGGGUGAGCGGUGGGCAUUUUGGAAGUGGAAGUGCGCAUCAUGGCAUUGGAGUGCAUUCUGGUGGGCACCAGUUUGGUGGAGUACAUGGAGGAUCGGGAUAUCGAGGAGGUUUCGGCGGACAAACAGGAUUCUUUGGAAGCGGUGGGCAUGGUGGUUACUAUGGUACAAGUGGUAGUUACGGUUUCGGUUCCGAAGAAGAUACCGAAGUACAUUUUUAUGGGGAUGAUAGCCAUCAGCAAUCUCGACUUCGUAUACACGUCGCACCCGCUCCUUCACGAAAUAAGGUACUUUUCGUUAAAUCGCCAGAAGUUGGCUCUUCAAUUAUACCCGAAAUCAUUGCACCUUCUGCUCCAUCUCACGAAAGGACCGUCGUUUACGUAUUAUCUAAGAAACAAGAUGCCGUGGGUACCAUUAAUCUGCCUGCUUCUGUUACUCACAAUGUUGUCAAGACCAAACCCGAGGUAUUCUAUGUAAAAUACAAAGAUGCCCACGACGCCGAAAGAGUCGUAGCCGACAGUCUCAGUGGGAAGGUCGCAGGGUCUGGUGUCAAAUCUAUCAAUGACAAAGAUUCAUUUGUGAGAACUUUGUCUAGCGGUGCACAUGGAGGCAUCAAUGGCAUUUUAGGGUCGUUCGGAAGUUCAUCAUUUGGAAGCGGUGGUGGUUACGGUGGUGUUACCGGUAUUAGUGGAGGUCAUUCCGGUGUUACUGGGGUCAGCAUUGGCGGUCCAUCAGGAACAUUAUUGGAAACAUCGGGAAGCAGUUCUUCUGGAAGCAAAUAUGGUGCACCUGGAGCCAGUGGUCCGUACUAA